AGAGACAAAAAUGAACAGCUCCUUUCACAGUGACAAUGAUUCGUUACCGGACAGCUGGUCAUCUGGAGGGAACAUUGCAGCCUGUGUGAUCCUGGGGGUGUGUUUCCUGGUGGGCACACCUGGGAACCUGCUGGUGGUGUGGACCAUCUUGAAGCAUGUGAAGCAGCGUUCACAUACGGUGCUUCUCAUCCUCCACCUGGCAGCUGCAGAUCUUCUGGUGCUGGUCACUCUGCCGCUGUGGAUCUACUCGCUGGCCCGUUCCUGGGUGUUUGGAGAGGCUGCCUGCAAAGCCAUGGUGUACAUCAUCAAUGCCUGUAUGUACAGCAGCAUCUUCAUCAUCACCGUCAUGAGUGUGGAGCGCUUCCUGGCCAUCAGAUACCCCUUAAAGAUGCUGUAUUGGCAAAAUAGGAUGUCCAUGUCCAUAAUACUGGCAGUGACCUGGAUCCUGUCAUUCAUUUUGGGGAUUCCAAUCAUCCUAACCCAGUAUAUUGAUGAAGAUGAUGAUGGAGUGAAACAUUGCUUCUACCGGGAGUACGACUCUAUGUCCAUUGAAGUCUUUUGUAUGUGUUUGGAGACUCUGCUUGGCUUCGUUAUUCCAUUUCUCACACUUGCGAUCUGCUACUGUCAGGUUGCCGUACAGCUCCGAAAGGUGCGCUUUAGGACCAAGAAAACGGCCUUUCUCAUUUGUGGAGUGGUCGUGGCCUUCAUUGUGUGUUGGUUACCUCACCACAUGCUCAAUGUCGUAGGGAUGGUGGUUCUUCUAGUAGGAGGAUCAGAUGAAUGGUCUCAUAUCCCAAAUAGUGUCUUUAUUUCUGGAGCUCUGGCAUUUAUCAGUAGCUCAGUAAACCCUGUGCUGUAUGCGUUUGCUUCUAAAAACUUACAUGGAAGUCUGAAGAAGUCUGGGAUAGUGAAGCUGUUUCAGGACUUAACAACACAAACACAGCAAGGCUUCUUACAGGAUUCUGGACUGCAGGAUGGAAAGAUCCUUGAAGAGCCCAAUGGUGGUGAACAAGAGGGAUCUCACAGAUCUCUGAGUAACUGUUAG
Molecule: messenger RNA, 1045 nt
Organism: Sinocyclocheilus rhinocerous
Lineage: Eukaryota; Metazoa; Chordata; Actinopteri; Cypriniformes; Cyprinidae
Product: leukotriene B4 receptor 1
Exons: 1
Coding region: 11-1045 (344 amino acids)
Biological process (GO): cell chemotaxis; calcium-mediated signaling; immune response
Cellular component (GO): external side of plasma membrane; membrane
Molecular function (GO): C-C chemokine binding; C-C chemokine receptor activity
Source: RefSeq, a predicted model, not a curated record